Pecten maximus is the source of this 14588-nucleotide messenger RNA. Its product is annotated as midasin-like. NCBI's taxonomy places the organism in Eukaryota, Metazoa, Mollusca, Bivalvia, Pectinida, Pectinidae. Gene Ontology annotation, molecular function: ATP binding; ATP hydrolysis activity. Gene Ontology annotation, cellular component: preribosome, large subunit precursor; nucleus. The record is from RefSeq and is a predicted model, not a curated record. Gene Ontology annotation, biological process: rRNA processing; ribosomal large subunit assembly.
ACAACAUCCUGUGCUGAUUCAGGGUGAGACUUCGGUCGGUAAGACCAGUCUAGUCACAUGGCUGGCCCAGACAACGGGAAAUGUUUGUGUACGCGUCAACAACCACGAACACACCGACCUACAGGAAUACAUCGGCUCCUACUCUGCAAACCAACAUGGCAAGCUUGUCUUCCAGGAAGGUGUGCUUGUGGAGGCUAUGAGGAAGGGACACUGGAUCAUACUAGAUGAGUUGAACCUGGCACCUACUGAUGUUCUGGAGGCCCUAAAUAGAUUAUUGGAUGACAACCGAGAGCUGUUCAUCGCAGAAACCCAGGACACGGUGAAGGCACACCCAAAGUUUAUGUUGUUUGCUACCCAGAAUCCUCCAGGCCAUUACGGAGGAAGAAAGAUGCUGUCUCGUGCCUUUAGGAAUCGUUUUGUGGAGCUGCAUUUCGAUCAGAUCCCGAGUAAGGAGCUGGAGACGAUUCUCCAUCAGAGAUGUGACCUACCUAUGUCAUACGCCAAGCGACUCGUCACCACAAUGUUAGACCUACAGACAAGGCGGAGAGGGUCAGGAGUGUUCGCCGGUAAACAAGGCUACAUGACACUCAGGGAUCUGUUUAGAUGGGCUGAGAGGUACAAAUGUAAGAAUGUCAACCAGAAACAAGAGACUUUCUACGACUGGGACCAGCACAUGGCUGACCACGGCUACAUGUUACUGGCUGGGAGGGUGAGGCGACCAGAGGAAGUGACCUUAGUACAAAAGGUCAUCGAGCAACAUCUCAAACGUUCUGUGGACCCAAACAAGCUGUUCACCCUUGGACCAGGUACCUCGCCUACAACCGUUACACUGCUGAAGGAAGUCACCAAGCAGACGGUCUCGGAGUUUGGUCACAUCGUGUGGACCUACAACAUGAGGAGAUUAGCUGUUCUGAUUGGACAAGCUAUACAGUUUAACGAACCUGUUCUACUGGUCGGGGAAACAGGGUGUGGGAAAACCACUGUGUGCCAGCUGUAUGCUGCUCUGAAGAAAACCAAACUCCGCAACAUCAACUGUCAUCUCCACACCGAAAGUGCAGACUUCCUCGGAGGUCUACGACCCUGCAGGUCACAUGACCAAACUCAGGGAGAAGGAGAACUGAAGCUAUUUGAAUGGGUGGAUGGGCCGCUGGUAAUUUCAUUGAGAGAGGGAUCCAUGUUUCUGGUGGAUGAAAUCUCUUUAGCAGAUGACUCUGUCCUGGAGAGACUGAACAGUGUAUUGGAACCUGAGAGAACUCUUCUCCUGGCAGAAAAAGGAGGUGGAAACAGUCACCAUGAUGAAGUGGAUAGCGUUGUUGCGAAGGAGGGUUUCCAAAUUUUCGCAACUAUGAAUCCAGGUGGAGAUUUUGGAAAGAAGGAGCUAUCUCCUGCCCUGAGGAACAGGUUUACGGAGAUAUGGUGCGCCCAGACUGAUAAAUGUCAGGACCUGGUAGAUAUCAUAGAACACAACCUCCGAAGCGGUAUUCACUUAUGUAAUCAGGAAGAUGGCACCAGUGGCUUCGGACGAGCUAUGAUGGACUUCGUACAGUGGUUCUCCAACAAUGAUAUUGCUAAAAGGUGUACCGUCAGUAUACGAGAUAUUCUGUCAUGGGUUCACUUCAUCAACACAUGCUCGCGGACAGUGGACGAGGAAGGCAUGGAAACUGAUGACCACUGCUACAACAAGCUGGACCCUGCUCUAGCCUUCAUACAUGGGGCGUGUCUUGUGUUCUUAGACGGUCUCGGCUCAGGAACCACGAGUCGCGGGAAUGAUGCAGAAGUACGACACCUACGCGACACCUCCAUCAAGUUCCUACUUCAGCUAGUGAAUCACAUGACCCAUCAUGUCUAUAGCCUCCCCACACUAGGCCUUAUAAACAACAUCGGUCAGUCUGAGAAUUCCACCACUGGACACUCGGAACUGGACACUGUUGUCCAGAAAACAGACCAACAAUUCUGUAUCUACCCCUUUGCCAUCAGCCGAGGUGUGAAGAGUUGUGAGGGUGGUGAUGGCUAUGCUCUCCAGGCACCGACUACCUGUGUAAAUGCCCAAAGGAUCCUACGAGCCCUACAACUGACCCGACCCCUUCUCCUAGAGGGAUCCCCCGGGGUCGGUAAGACCAGUCUGGUCGCUGCUAUAGCUAAGGCGGCCGGCCAGGAACUUGUCAGAAUCAACCUAUCAGAACAAACUGAUGUGACAGACCUGUUUGGUGCAGACCUACCUGUGGAGGGGCAGGAGGGCGGAGUCUUUGCCUGGAGGGAUGGUCCUCUGCUCCAGGCCUUAAAGGCCGGCCAUUGGAUCGUUCUGGACGAGUUAAACUUAGCAUCCCAGUCUGUGUUAGAAGGACUAAACGCCUGUCUGGAUCAUCGGGCCGAGGUUUAUGUACCGGAAUUGGGACAAACUUUCCACAUACAGCAUGACAAGACAAGACUAUUCGCCUGUCAGAACCCUCUGAAUCAAGGAGGGGGAAGAAAGGGGCUACCCAGGUCCUUCCUUAACAGGUUUACACAGGUGUAUGUUGAGCCACUGACAAAGGCUGAUCUGACCUUCAUAUCCCGGACGAUGUAUCCCAGUAUACCUCGGGAGCUUCUCACCCACAUGGUCACGUUUAACAUGCAGAUUCAUCAAGAAGCCACAGUCGACAAGAGCUGGGGUCAGAAAGGCAGUCCCUGGGAGUUCAACCUGCGUGAUCUGUUUCGAUGGUGUGAUCUUCUCUGUCACAAUCAGGUUGCGAGUGGAUUUAACCCUGGUGAGUUUGUGGGCCUACUGUACAGGGAGAGACUGAGGACACUUCAGGAUAAAGAUAAGGUGAAGGAUCUGUACGAGAGGAUAUUUCCUGAUAGUCUGCCAUUUUAUACACCCAGUAGACAAGUAACAAUCUCCAACAGUGUAAUACAGGCGGGACACUCAUUUCUUUGCUGUGAAGAGUAUGUGUCAAGGGAGACAACUCGGUCACUGUACCUCCUUCACCACCUACUGGAGCCUAUGGAAGCAGUGAUGAAGUGCGUCCAGAUGAACUGGAUGUCCAUUCUGGUGGGGCCUCAGUCCUGUGGUAAGACCAGUCUUGUCCAGCUACUGUCCAGUUUGACCGGCCAUCACCUACAUGUUCUAGCAAUGAACAGUUCCAUGGACACCACAGAACUACUGGGCGGAUUUGAACAGGCAGAUAUCCAGAACCAUGUAGAGAAACUCAUCUACACAACCGAAUCUGUUGUCUUGGAUACCACCAUCCUGCUUCUCCAAGGACAACAUGUCAAUAUGGCAGGGAGUCUGCAGCGAUCCUGGAACAGCUUCAGGCAGUGUGAAGAUGCAGAGUUUGGAACCAAACUGUCGAGUGUGGAAGAGCUAGAAUCUGUCAAGGUCAAGGUCACACGUCUGACAGAGGUCAUCAGUGUCAUUAAACAGUCCCUCCAGACGCAGACGUCUGAUAAAGGAGCAGAAUUUCUGAAGACGGUAACAGACUUGGAGUCAGAGGUGACAAAGGUGACCUCCAAGUUAACUCUGACCUCUGUAGGGUCAGGCGGCGGGGCAUUUGAGUGGGCUGACAGCGUGCUGGUACAGGCAUUACAGGCUGGUCACUGGCUACUUAUCGACAAUGUCAACUUCUGCAGUGCCUCUGUCCUAGACCGACUGAACGCCCUGUUGGAGCCCCACGGCGUCCUUAACAUCAAUGAAAGAGGUGUUAUUGAUGGUGCCAUCCCUACCAUAAAACCACAUCCUAACUUCAGGCUGUUUUUGGCGAUGGAUCCAAAAUUUGGAGAAAUAUCCAGAGCUAUGAGGAACCGAGGAGUGGAGAUUUUUAUUCCAGGGGAGGAGGAUGGGUCACCAUACAGCUCUCAUGAUGUCAAGGUCAUGUUACAAGGUCAAGGUCUCUCAGAUGAUGGAGCGUGUGAUUGGCUGAUGUCUCUACACACUGACAUGAGAGAGAAUAUCUCGCUUGGGGAACGGCCUGUCAUACUCGAUCUAAUCCAUGCUGCCAUGGUGACGCAACAGCAGAUAGAUAGAGGCGUUUCAUUGGUCAAGGCAUUGAUGCAUGCAUCAUGUGAUGUGUAUGUCAAGAAUAUCAGAAGUCUUGUGACGAGAAAGAUGGCCAGGCAGCUGUGGGAGGACCACUGUCGUCACCUUGGCAACCUGUCAUCCAGUGGUACAGCAGGGGUUACCAUGGCGAUUACCAGCACCAAAGAUUUCCAUGAAGAUAAACAACUUUCAAAUGUUAAACUACACGGGGAAACCUUCCUGAGAAUUCUGAAAAGGUGUAUUCACUUCCUGGAGAAAAGCGAGUUUUCUGAACUUAGAUGUAAAAUGCAAGAACUGUGGCAUGCUGGGAUAUUGUUCUUGAAUUUAUCAUCACGAUCCCAUAGACAGCUACAUUUUGAUUGGCUGAUCUCCACAAUCAAACGUAUGUGGCCUGACGGUGACAGUUUAACAUUAAACAAGGAAGAGUUAUCUGCCCUUGAAGUCUUCACAGAACGUCUGGUGGAGAGCCUUCAGCCUGUGAUGAUUGGAGAGAUGGAUGUGGUGCUGCCCCAGUACGAUCAAAAUGAUCUUCAUUCCUGUAACAUAUCAGAUUUACUGGUCGCUGGUCCAGUGGAUGUGAGAUGGAAUCCUCAGGCUGUACAGCAGUUUUUCCUCACCUGUCAACAACCGUCUAAUUACAUCAUCAAAUUCAACAGGUAUCAUAUGAUGCAGGCUGCUGUCAUUCGACUGAACUCAGCUUCAGAUGAGGCUCUUCUGGAAAGAUUGAGGGCUUACACCAACAAAUCUGCCCUGGGUAGACGGGACCACACCGAGCUUUGUGACAUAUAUGUACUGUUAUCCCAGAAGGAAGAACUACUGAAAGCUCUUGCCUCCCUUCAGCUAACAAAUUACACAGAUGUUAUCAAGGUACUAGAUGCAGUGAAGUGGAGGUGUAGACUCUUGGAUGCAUGUGAAGGUUCUAUCACAGGAGAAGAAAUGGAGUACCACUACAUGGCCUUACACUGGCACAUGUUCUACAAGAGGACAUGGCUCCUACUCAAAGACAGUUUGCCUCACCACAUACAUUCAGUGGUCAACCAUCUACAUCCAUCAUUUGAUCACAACGACAAACAAUUUGUCCACUUCUGGAAAUCCGUCGGUCAUCCAGCUCCAUUCAGAACACAGCAGGAGGCAGUAAAGACCUUGACCCUAGGUGACCUUUGUAGAACAGUUGACCUGGAAGUUGAGAGUGUAGCCAUAGUAACUCGUAAGAAAGUGAAACUUCUAUUGUGUGAUGAAGGCCAGACCAUGAUGAUGUUACAGAAGGCUAUGGCUGGUCUACACCGAGACUCCCAAUGUAAUGAUGAUGAGUACCACACGAAGGUGAAACAGAUUCAAGAGAUUCUGAAAAAGUUUGGCUUAGAUAAAAAGACUGAUGAUGAUUUGACUACUGACAUUAUCCAAUCACAGACAGAGAGCAUUGCUAUAGCUACCAGGUCACCAUGGCAACAUGUGUGUUUGUGGCCUCUUUUUGAGUAUGUUUCCCUUAUUGCUGAGGCAGCAUCAGUUCCGCAACUCUAUGCUCGCAACAUUCCUGAUGGAUGCCUGAGCUUAACUGACUUCUGUUUGACCUUCACCCCAGUGUCCCCAGAACAAGUCACUCAGUACCAGAACCUCGGACACACUGACCACCAACAGCAGAGUUGGAUGAUUCUGCAAAAACAGCUGUUCAGAAAAACUUGGAACUGUACAGCUGUGAAACAUAUUGACUCCUGGCUUCAGUGGAGUGAAGAAGAAGAAGAAGAGCAAAACACAGCCAUGAGUCACCAUAACGACAGUGUCUAUGGUCCGUAUGCAUUCCAUAUGGCCACCCCUACCUAUGCUGUGUGUACAUUUCUGUGUGGGGGUAGCCAGGACAAGAGGUCCAUGGGGUCCAGCCCAUCUGACCUCCAGUGUCUACAGGUGUCUUUAGGACAGUGUCAGGCCCAGGCCCAGAGACUCUCACUUGUUGCUAGGCAUCUUUGGUCACAUGCCUCCUUGUUGUCAUGCCAACAGCUCUCUCCAAGAUUUUUAGAAAAACAGCAUUUAUGGGAGGUUUUUGUCUUCUUCCUGAAAUCUGCCACCACAGUUGUCUCCCCUGACAAGUCUGAGAUCUACAAAGAACAAUUCAGUGAAAUCCAGGCCAUGAUGACAGAGGUCAGAGGUCAGGCUGCCAGAUGUGAGGUUAAUAUUGAUGAGAUGCUGAAAAACAGACUAGAUCUCUGCCAAAGUUGUCUGAGUGAGAGUUUACCUGACUUGGUGUGUCGGAUAGAGAGGUGUUUCUGUAGUGUGUUGAAGGCAUUUACGGCUGACUCGGCCAGUUUAGUGGAUGUAGGAACAGCCUGGCUCCACCUCGGCCUCCUCCAGAGGGCGCUGCUGGUGCCGACUAUUAGCGUGGACCCUGUGGAGAAAACAGCAAUAAAACUCAAAUACGCCAGACAAGAGUUGAUGGACACACAGGCCGAGCUGAGUGUGUACGAUCAGCAUCAUCUUUUGACCACUGGUCAGCCACUCUCCAGUCUCCCUGACCACUUGUUACAUCCUCGCAUACCUCACUUGGUUGCCAUGACAAAAUAUCUCCAGGAAAAGGUCUCCCUACUUGAACUACAGCAGGCCUACAGACCAAAACCCUCCAAGUUUAAAUUUCUUGUAAGUGAUGUCAAGGACUAUUUAUCAAGUGUCGGCAGUGAGGAUCACAUUCUCCAACUUCUGGACAGACUUUCAUCAGUUGCCAUGACAACGGGUAACAAGUUCGCCGAGGAGAAGAUGUGGCAAAAGACGCAGGGUUCCUUCCUCGACAAUCUCGAUACUCGGUAUCCAGAGUAUCGCGACUUAGUGACCCCAUUUAGUCUCACCGUCAUGCAGGUCAGACAUGGCCUCCGUCUAGUGGCAGGAUGUGCUCAGCAGCGACAAAUUAGGCAAGAGCUGAUUGGUCAACAGUCCCAGGAGAAACUGGAAGAGAAAUUGCUGAUGAUGUCCAAGUUCCCAACAAUAUCUGAAGCUUUUCCUAGUAAUCUUGAUCUUGUGAAGUCUUUAAUCUCUGACCUUACAUCAAGCCUCCUUCUGACUGUGAUCCAGCGACAGGAUACACAGGAUACUAGAUACCAGCAGGAGAAACAACUUAUUUCAAGGUUACUACAUGCCAGCCUUGACCUUGUGAAGUCUGACAGUCUGAUUCGGAAGGAGUUGACCUCCGACAUGACCUUCACCUUGUCCAUGUUAUUCCAUCAAUUCGUAACAACAUGGCAGAGACAGGAGGAGGCAAAGAGAGAGCGAGAGAAGGAGGAAGAAAGUCUUUAUCGGUAUAAGUCCAAAGUCCACGGAGAUGACAGACACAUUGAUGUGAUUGAGGAAGAGGAAUUCAGGAGCAGCUUCCCAACUUUUGUUAAUGAAUUCGUGGACAUCACCGGUACAGACACGCUGGACGAGUCUGUGGAGAUGGAGACACAGGACAAGAUAGGAGCUGAUAAGGAGGAGACAACUCCGGACAUGAUCACGGAGGAGGAGAUGUUCCAUGUGUACGAGACCCAUCAUCAGGUGUUUACCUGUUUUUGUCGGGCUAGAUGGUUACCACGGUUACCAGCCCCUCAGGUGGACACUGAUGACCUGGUAGCGCCCUCCCUGUCUACCUACUAUAUUCGGGAGCGUGAUAGCGUCUCUAACCUACGAUCUAAUGAAGUUGACCCGCAAAUCAUUGGUGGACAUCUGUUAGCGAAUCGAUUGAUUCAGGAGCAGAUAACUCCAGCAGUGUCAUCAGGAGAUGACCUUGAACCUGUGAAAGGGAAUCCAACAUUUGACAUCUAUCAUGACCCAAAUGUAGCUGAGGUUGUCCAGUGUCGGCCGGUCCUGGACCGACUGACCGCCCGUGUCCAGGAACUACUUUCAGAAUGGCCUGACCAUCCUACACUCCGACAGUUAAUGAAAAUAACAGAAAGGAUCUUAAACUUCCCGGUGACCUGUCCCAUAAUGAAGUUCCUCACCGGCCUUGAACUAUUGUUGGAGAAGGCUCAGGAGUGGGAGAGUAAUGCUGCCCGACACGUUUCCAUGGUGACACAACUGGCAGACGUAUCACUACUGAUCAUGCAGUGGAGGAAACUAGAACUCAGCUGUUGGAGUCAAUGCCUCGAGUCCAUCAGGAAGAAACACAAGUGUCACACAAGUCGCUGGUGGUUCCAUCUGUACCAGUUAAUUCAAGCCUUCUUACAACACAGAUCACAGAUUCCUGAGAAGGAUAAUGGUCCCAUCAGUGAUGGGGGAGAUAGUAACCAGGAAGAGAUUCUGAAGUCUCUCAAACAGUUCAUGGAGACUGCCACCCUAGGAGACUAUAGUGUCAGACUGGGCAUGCUCAAGGCUUUCCACUGUCAGCUGGUUGUCAUGGAGACGUCCCCCAAACAAGCUACACUGUUGUCUUUCCUAUGGAAUCUUCAUCAGUUCUACGACCAGUUUACUGACGUUGUACAGAAGGAACUUGAUAAACUGAUGUCUCCCAUACUGAAGGAACUCAAGGGUUUUGUGAAGAUUGCCCGCUGGACAGAUAUGAACUACUGGGCACUGAAACAGACGACAGAGAAGACACAUCGUACCCUACACAAACACAUGAAAUCCUUUAAGGGUAUAUUAGAGGUACCCGUCCGAGGUAUACUAAAGGAAGGCGGUUCCGAGGUGGAUAGUGUCAGUCAGCCAUCAUCGUGGCUGUCGGAACUGUCAGAAGCUGUCUCAAGUAUCAACUUCACAUCAGUCAUACAGAAGAAUACAGAAUUACCCAGUGUCCUGUCUGAAGAGUCGUUCCCCUUACAAUGUCGUUUACUGGCAUUGUGUCAUAGAGCCGGUAAACAUCUUACAAAAUACAUGGCUGCCACAGGGUACACAGAUCACAUCAAGGUGAUGGACGAGGCCACAGGUGAAAUCAUUGAUACAAUACAUGAACUCCAGUCCCUUGAAGUGGAUCAGUCAGCAGAAAAAGACAAGCAGAAGUCUGAAGCCAAACACAUCCACCAGAAGAAGAGGAAAGCCUUGGCAGAUCUGUUUAAACAUCUGGCAUACAUAGGUCUAUCGUACAGGAAGGGUUUGGUGUUGUUGAAUAAGGCAGAGAGCCAGAAAGAGGCUCUGUUAGUGCCACCUGUAAACGUGUCGGCACUGGUACAGCAGAAUCCACACAUGCAGUUAGGCGAGGCAAUGUCCACCCUGGGAGAUGGCUGUGGUCAGUACUACAACAAAUGUAUAGCCAGGAAGGUUCGGUUUAUGGCCGCACUCCAGACACCUUCAAAUGAGCUGGGUGUAGGCAACAUUGACCGAUGUAAAGGGUUCACAGAACACCUGUUUGACCUCCUGAUCCGUCAGUACCGAAGCCUGUCCAGUAUCAGUGAUAGUUUCUGCCAUCUCAGUAAGAUGACCAAGGUGUUAUCUAGACUAGAGGAGGAUGUGAGUCGACCUCAGCCUCCGGUCCAGCAGCUGACUGACUGGACAUUGCGGAUCAAGGCUAUGCUAGUCACUGUACUGGAGGGAAUGGCACAGUUCGAAGCUCUCCUGAACUGCUGCCCCUCGGCUGGUAGUGGACCGUCCCCACAUCCCUCACCCUUCCCCUCCUCCAAACUUUCAGACAUGGCACUGGUCUGUCGUGGCGACCAAAUCUGGAGUGAGACAUCUAAUAAGGUCAAGAAAAUCCAAGCCACUACAAAGGAUAUCCAGAAUAAACUGCUGAGUGUGACAGACGGCCCAGGGAUGCUGAUCUGGAGUGACCUUGACCUGAUUGGCCACCUGAUGUGCGACCUUGACAGAUUGGUGCCUGAUCUAGAUUCCGUAGUAGCAAGUUUCCGUGCUCCAGGAAGUUCCAACCUAUCUGCCUUCACCGACACUCUAGCCUUCCUCCGACAUCACGUCACAAACACCGUCUCAGAAUUCCAGGCAUGGGGGGAACAGGCCCUCAAUCGAACCACUGGGCCUCAGGUUACCAUGGAAACACACGCGUCCAAGGACUUUGGUGCCAAGGUUGAAAGCCUGAUUACUCAUCUACUCUUAGUAAUUCAGAAUCUCUCCAAGUUACAUGUACCGGAGGAUAACAAUACAGAGGAAGACAAAGAUGAAGAAUCACAGGAAGGACAUUUUGUCAAGUUACUGUGUGACAGAGUGGAGCAGGAAGGAGUCAUUAUCAGCUGUGACAAGAUCGGAGAGGAGCUCCAGGCUUUACUGAAUCAGCUGACUGAACUGUGGGACACAGAGACUAGCCGAGCUAGUAGCGCCCCCUGUGGGCUGAUGUUAGUGAGCUGUCUGCCCCUUAUACAUCACUUCCUGUCAGUUGUCCAGUUUAACUUCCUACAAAAGCUGGCGGUUACUAGGACGACAGGCAAGCUGCUCUCAACUCUGCUGGGGGUCUUCACUGAGCUGACGACAAAUGGAUUUUGUCUGCCUGCUGAGUUUGCAGAGGAGAUAGCAGGAGAAGGUGCUACCGACUUUGUAGACAUAGAAGGUGGAGGAAUGGGAGAGGGAGAAGGGGCCAAGGAUGUCAGUGAUCAGAUAGAGACAGAGGACCAGUUGGAAGACACAAGACAACAAAAUGAGAAAAAAGAACCGGAGAACCAUCCAGAUAUGGCCUCCGAGGAGAACGCCAUCGAGAUGUCGGAGGACUUCGAGGCCAAUCCCCAGGAUCUGGAGGAUGUGGACAAGAAAAGUGACGGAGAGGAAGAUGAGGAAGGGGAUGACGAGGACAAACUGGACAAACAGAUGGGAGAGGUUGAUGAACAGGAAGCUGAUAAGUUAGAUGAUCAGAUGUGGGGGAGUGAUGAUGAUCAAGAUGAAGAUGAAAGUAAAGAGGACAAAAAAGAGGAGUCUGGUCCGGGGGCUGGACAGGAAGCAGAGAGCCACCUGGUGGCAAAAGAUGACAAUACAGACAAAGGGGAUGAAGAGGACACAAAGGAUCAGGAAAAGAAGGAUGAUGAUCAGACGGAUGAAAAUCAAGAUGUCAAGCCUCAUCAGCAACAGGAAAUGGAUGAGUCUGAGUAUGAUGAUGACCGUAUAGACCCUCACCAUGGUAACAAGGAACAAGAGGAACAACCAGAGACCAUGGACCUUCCCGAGGACCUCAAUCUGGAUGAGAACGAGGGGGAGGAGAAGGCGGAUGGAAUAGAUGAUGAUACCACGAAGCCUGAAGAAGGAAAGGAGGAAAAUGAAGUUCAAGAGGAGAUAACUCCAGGAGAGGAAGAAAGUGUGGAGGACAAAGAAAAACCAGAAAAUCCUGAUGAGGGUUCAGAGGAGAAAAAGGAGGAGAAAGAGGAGGAAGGGUUUGAGGAAUCCAACAUUCAAGAUAAGGAUAUGGCUGAGGAGCCAGAGGACCCUCCAGAGGAGAGAACAGAAGAAGAGGGACAGGAUGAUACUCCUGGAUUUUCAGCUCAGGAUGAUAAAUCAGAGGAGAAAGAGGAUGAGGAGAUGGAAGAGAACGAGUAUCAGGGACAGUCAGUACAUGGGAUAGACAAUGUGGAGCAAAGUGAACAGGCUCAGAGUCAGGCCGGGGAGAGUCAGAACGACCAACAACAGAGUGACAAUAUUGGCACCACAGCUACAGAUCAACUUGAAGGUCAUGAAGGUGAUAGUUCAUCAAAGGUCACUCACGGAUCAUCCCAACAGGACAGCAAAAAGCCACUGAAGAGGAAGCCAGGCCAGUCGGAUUCCGAUCGCAGUCUUGGAUCAAAAGAUCACAAGUAUAAGAAGUUACGAACUGUUGAUGAUGUAGCACAGGAUGAGGAUAAGGAGGAAGGAGAGACUGAGUCUGACCUCUAUCAACACAUCAAAGACUCCCAGUCACAUGACACUCAGACCCUGGACACAGCUACAGAUGAUCAGCAGCAGCAACAAGCACUGCCUAAUAUGGAGGACGAGGAGUCAGAGGCCCCGCAACAGGACGAGGAUGUGGACAUGCAAGAUGAGAAGACCAAUCAGACAGAGGAAAAGGCACCUUCAAAGAUGUCUGCCAAGUUAACUGGAAAGAAGGAAGAGUCGUCAAAAGGAGUUGACGAAGAUGUUGUCAUGGAAACAGAAGAUGUUGUCAAGUAUGAAAUUGAUGGAGAGAUUGGUAUGACAGCCAUGGUAGCUCGGGGACCCGAAUCCACCAUCCACACCACGGACCAACAGCUUCACAUACCGAUGAAGGAAUUUGACAUCGAGAAACUACGAUCAGAACUGGAGGAACAGUUGGUUACUUGGUUCGAUGCUUGUUCACUACAAAAUGAGAGUGUCGCAGCAGAAGCUUGGCAUAAGUAUGAAGCAUUAACAGCCAGUCUGUCUCAGGAACUGUGUGAGCAACUACGACUGGUACUGGAACCAUCCCAGGCCACAAAACUCAAGGGCGACUACAGAACUGGAAAGAGGCUGAAUAUGAGGAAGGUCAUUCCGUACAUUGCCAGUCAGUUCCGUAAGGACAAGAUUUGGCUACGUCGCACCAAGCCAAGCAAACGGCAGUACCAGAUCAUGCUGGCUAUCGAUGAUUCCUCUAGUAUGGUGGAUAACCACUCCAAGCAGCUUGCGUAUGAAUCCUUAGCGUUGAUUGCCAAUGCCUUGACGUUACUGGAAUCUGGAGAGCUGGGUAUUUGCAGUUUUGGAGAAAGUGUUCGUCUGUUGCAUCCAUUCACAGAACAGUUCACUACUCAAUCCGGCGCCCGACUUUUACAACACUUCACGUUUGAGCAGAAGAAGACCAAGAUUGCACAGCUUCUCAAACAGAUUACAAGUCUGAUGGUGGAUGCACGGUCUAGACAGCAGGGCAUGCUGGGUAAUCCGGACACCUCCCAGCUGUUACUAAUCGUGUCUGAUGGGCGGGGAUUGUUUGUCGAGGGUAUGGAGACGGUGAAGGCCGCGGUGAGACAGGCCAGAGAAGCCAGACUUUUCCUUGUCUUUGUUAUCAUCGACAACCCCGAAAAUAAGGAUUCGAUAUUGGAUAUCCGAGUCCCAGUGUUUAAGGAAGGUGGACAGAUGCCGGAGAUCAAGUCUUACAUGGACCAUUUUCCGUUCCCGUUUUACAUCAUACUGCGAGAUAUCAACUCCCUUCCCAGCGUGCUGUGUGAUGCCCUCAGACAAUGGUUCGAACUUGUCACUUCUGUGUGAAGCAUUCAUACGACAGUUCAGACAUUUUACUUCUGCCCCACAGCUUCAGAGAAUGAUUCUGGCUUGUUAGUUUAGGGUGAUGCCCUCAGACAAAGGAUCAGACAUUUUACAUCAGCCAGACACACUCGAACACUGGUUCAAGCCCGUCACUCGAUGCCAUCGGACAAUGAUUCAAAUGUGUUACUUUUGCAUCAAGUCCUCUGAUGCCCUCAGACAACGGUUCAAAUGGUUACCUUUGAAUCAAGGCCUCCGGUGCCAUAAGACAAUGGUUCAAACAUUUUACAUCAGCAAGACACACUCAAACAGUGGUUCAAGCCAGUCACUCGAUGCCAUCGGACAAUGAUUCAAAUGUAUUACUUUUGCGUCAAGUCCUCCAAUGCCAUAAGACAAUGGUUCAAACAUUUUACAACAGUGAGACACCCACAAACAGUAAUUCAAGCUUGUCACUCGAUACCCUCAGACAACGGUUCAAUUGUUACCUUUGCAUCAAGGCCUCAGAUGCCCUCAGACAAUGGUUCAAACAUUUUACCUCGGCGGGACAGCCUCAAACAGUGGUUCAAGUUUGUCACUUGAUGCCAUCGGACAAUGAUUCAAAUUUGUUGCUUUUGCGUCAAGGCCUCGGACAAUGGUUUUAGUGCAUUAUACCUGCUACCCCCUCAAAGUGUCUUAUAAACUUGCUGUUUCUCUGUGAUGACACCAGACAGUAGUUAGAAACUUGUUGAUCCCUGUGUUACUUGUGUGUGAUGCCUUCAGACAGUCGUUCAGAUAGGUAAAUCGUGAUAAUAUAUAGUCCUGAUACAUGUACGAAUAAAUAAAGGUUCAUUGUACAAAAUAAUGUAAUUUAGCUUAUCUAAUGAAAUAUUCAUGCAUAUACAUGUAUACAAGUUUCACACUCAGGUGUUCAAAUGUGUUACGUCUGUCAAAAAUAAGUAAAUUCUUAAGAUGAUUUUAAUAACAUGAACAGGCUGCUAUGCAGUGAUGUAUGGAAAAUGUAUCGCCAACUGGAAUAAUUUGACUUUUGCAGAAAUUUACAGCAUUGACAGAUAUUUUGGUGUUUUUCAAUUGUUUAAAGUUGAUUGAUGCAAUAAAAGGUGUCUUGAAUAUACAAUGUAAGUAAUUAAAAUUGUUCCAAUUUCAUCUUAUACAACAAUGUAUAUUGAUUGUAACAAAAAUUGUUGAGAAGACAUUUGAAAUAUUCUACUUAAAUGUAAAUGUCCCGAAACAUUUGACAUGUCAGAGUAUUUUUAGUAAAUGUAUUACAGGUACAUUGACUCAGUCAGCAUUUUAAAUUCUGUUUAAGAUUGUUAAUGUUGUUAUAAAACUAGUACAUGUACAUAACUUAUUUUUAUUCUUGUCAUGUUUGUUCACAUUAAGGUGUGACAAUAGAACGAGAGGUAUGAAGUCUUGUCAGUGUGAAUGAUUACUGAAUGUCAGAGCGGCUUACACUUGUGGCGUGUAUAUGCCAUAGUCUUGUUAAGGAAUAAAAUACUGUUUUAUCAUA